This is a messenger RNA of Macroventuria anomochaeta, 2872 nucleotides long. RefSeq names its product HET-domain-containing protein. Lineage: Eukaryota; Fungi; Ascomycota; Dothideomycetes; Pleosporales; Didymellaceae. The record is from RefSeq and is a predicted model, not a curated record. The annotation marks the transcript as partial. The transcript is spliced from 4 exons. Gene Ontology annotation, molecular function: protein binding.
UCAUCACACUGCUGCAAAUCUCGACAUACGACGAUGCGCACUCCCUCACUCGAGACCUGUUGAAACGUGAGCGUUGUUCUGCCUCGAGGGCCCUACAAUGCCUGUGUCGCACGAUGCGUCUCUUGCAGUUCGACCAGAACGGCGAACUUUGCCUAACCAAGGACCUCAGCGACGAAGAGGUUUCCUCCCGCUCAUAUGCCAUCCUCUCGCAUACAUGGGGUCGAGACGAUGAAGAAGUUAGCUUUGCGGACCUGAACAAUGGUUCGGGAACAACGAAAGCCGAAUACAAGAAGCUUCGCUGGUGUGGGAAGCAGGCUGCGAACGAUGGUCUGCGCUACUUCUGGGUGGAUACCUGCUGUAUUGACAAAAGUAGCAGCGCUGAGCUUUCGAAAGCCAUCACGUCGAUGUUCCGUUGGUAUGGCGGUGCAGUGAGAUGCUAUGUGUAUCUCAGAGACGUAUUGACAAGGCAUGGCGAGAGCAUUGAUGCGUCGUCACGAUCUUGGGAACCAGCUUUCCGCAGCAGCAGAUGGUUCAGCCGCGGUUGGACGCUUCAAGAGCUUCUCGCGCCUCGGUCGGUAGAGUUCUUCGAUUCAUAUGGCACCCGAUUAGGCGAUAAGGUGUCUUUGGAGCAAGUACUGCAUGAGGUUACUAAGAUUCCGCUUCGUGCCCUUCGUAAUGCUCCUUUAGACGAAUUCAGCGUCGACGAGCGGAUGUUUUGGGCAGAAGAUCGUGAAACGACGCAUGGGGAGGACAAGGCGUAUUCUCUGUUGGGUCUCUUCAAUGUCAGCAUGCUGCCAAACUAUGGCGAGGGAGUAGACAAAGCCUUCACGAGGUUGCAAAAGGAAAUUCAAGACGAUGACUUUAUCGCUCGCCUUCCGUACGCUCCUGACGCGCCUUUCAACUCGAAUACCUCUCAGCAUGAAGCGACCUGCCUCCCCAACACCCGUGUUGAUCUCUUGAACAAAAUCUACAAAUGGGCAGAUGGAGCGGGCGAACAACACAUCUUUUGGCUGAGCGGCCUGGCUGGCACUGGCAAAACAACAGUUGCACGCUCGGUCGCCCGCGGGUACCAUGCAAAGCAGCGUCUCGGUGCCAGCUUCUUCUUCUCCAGAGGCGGGGGCGAUGUCAGUCGGGCGGGCAGAUUCGUCACCAGCAUUGCGGUUCAGCUUGCACGGAACGUACCUGGCGUCCGCCGCCAUAUCAGUAAUGCCCUUAUACAACGUCCUGAGAUUGCCAGUCAGUCGUUGCGCGACCAGUGGCAAUAUCUCGUCCUUCAGCCGCUGUCGAAGUUGGAGAGUCCAGCAACAUAUGUGCUGGUGAUUGACGCUCUUGACGAAUGUGAAGGCAGCAAUGACACGCAACUCAUCGUGCAGCUCUUGGCGAUGUCCGGGUCGUUGAAGUAUGUGCGGCUGCGAGUAUUCCUCACAAGCAGGCCUGAGGUGCCGAUCCAAUAUGGACUGGGACAAGUGCCAGACGCAGAGCGCCGGGACUUUGUGCUGCACAAAGUGUCGCCGUCAAUUAUCGACCACGACAUCCGGCUCUUCCUCGAAUAUAGACUUGACCUGAUUGGCCAAGAGGAUGGCCAGGCACUCGGCUGGCCGGGCGCAGAAGUCAUCCAUAGCUUGGUUCGAAGUGCAAGUGGCUUGUUCAUCUGGGCUGCGACAGCAUGCCGCUUUAUUAGCGAAGGUCUGUUUGCGGAAGAGCGGCUACACAUGCUUGCUGAUGGCAGUGAUUGUGACAGCGCAGCUAGUCCAGAACAACACCUUAGUCAACUGUAUAUGACCGUUCUGCAAAAGUCCGUCCAGAGCAGCUACACUGCACGAGAACUAGCUAGGUACCACAGCAUGAUGCGGCAGAUUCUUGGGAGCAUCGUAGCUUUGUCCUCGCCUCUUUCCAUCCUAUCGUUAAGCAUGCUAAUACUGAUCCCAGAGCAGAGGGUCAAUCGAAUGCUGAAAGAGUUGCAUGCCAUCCUUGACAUACCAAAGGACCAGGGCCAAUUGAUACGUCUGCAUCACCCUUCGUUUCGCGACUUUCUUUUCAGCAAAGACAGGUGCGUCGACGUGAACUUUUGGGUAGACAAGAAGCAAGCGCAUGCAGCUCUGGCUGCCAAUUGCAUCCAGCUGAUGUCGAGUACGCUUAAGCAAGACAUCUGUGGCAUCAAAGCUGCUGGUACACUAGUAGCGGCUGUGGAAAAAGACCGUGUUGCACAACACAUCAAACCGGAAGUCCAAUACGCCUGCGCUAAUUGGAUGCAGCAUCUCACGAAAGGGUCCUUACAGCUUCACGAUGGUGAUCAAGUGCACAUGUUUCUGAAGGAACACUUCUUGCACUGGCUCGAGGCGCUGGGCUGGCUAGGAAAGGUGUCCGAAGGGAUUCACGCUAUAAGCUUACUUGAGUCGAUUAUUCCAGAUGAAGACUCCAGUCAGUUGCGUGCAUUCGUUCAUGACAUGAAACGAUUUGCAUGGUAUGGCCGAGCAGCGGUCGAACAAGCACCUCUGCAAGUGUACUACAGCACACUCAUGUUUACACCGAGUAACAGCGUAGUAAAGCAGCAAUUUGCCCACAAGUUUCCAGUAUGCAUUAAGAGGUCGCCCCAAGUAGAGAGCGACUGGAACGCGCUGCUGCAGACACUGGAAGGACACUCAGGCGGGGUCAACGCGGUAGUGUUCUCGCAAGACAACAAGACAGUAGCGUCGGCAUCUUCUGACAACACAGUCAAGCUGUGGGACGCUGGCACUGGUGCUGAGCAGCACACGCUUCAAGGACACUCAGGUCAGGUCAGCGCGGUAGUGUUCUCGCGAGACGGCAAGACAGUAGCGUCGGCAUCUUGGGACAACACAGUCAAGCUGUGGGACGCUGGCACUGGCACUGA